Messenger RNA from Acipenser ruthenus (sterlet), 3757 nucleotides. Its product is annotated as endosomal/lysosomal proton channel TMEM175-like. Bases 101 to 1654 code for a protein of 517 amino acids. The transcript has 10 exons. The record is from RefSeq and is a predicted model, not a curated record. Lineage: Eukaryota; Metazoa; Chordata; Actinopteri; Acipenseriformes; Acipenseridae. Gene Ontology annotation, cellular component: lysosome; endosome. Gene Ontology annotation, molecular function: potassium ion leak channel activity; proton channel activity.
UUCUUCCUCAUAGGUCGUUAUACUGCAGCUGUGUUUGUAAACAGAGGUCUUGCGUAUAAAUGUUUUCUUGAAGCUUGCUUAGACAGUUACAGAUAUAGUAAUGGCAGAAAAAGAGGAGAAUGAGAUUAUUGAGCACCAUGUUAGUGAGGAAAUGGAAAAGAAAAGAUCCAGGACAAGAGAUUCUCAUUCAUUUCUGGAGAGUGCCACCAUCUCUGAGAAGGAGGGGCACAGCAGUACCCAGUCCUCACACCGGCUGCUAGCCUUCAGCGAUGCACUCAUCUCCAUAAUAGCUACUAUUAUGAUUUUGCCUGUAGCACAUACAAAGAUAGAGCCAGACCAGGAACUACAAGAAAGUUUACAGCAGCUCCUGACAACAAAAAUUGCUGUGUACCUAAUGACCUUUUUAAUAGUCACUGUGGCUUGGGCUGCACAUAUCAGAUUAUUCCAAGUAAUUGAGCGAAUAGAUGACUUCCUAGCACUUCUUAACCUGGCAUGUAUGAUGCUAAUUACUUUCCUGCCAUAUACAUUCUCCUUGAUGGCUACAUUCCCAGAAGUUCCACUUGGAAUUCUGUUAUUCUGUGCUUGUGCAAUAGUUAUAGGUCUGAUUCAGGCUGUGAUUGUCAUAUACGGAUUUGGCCAUCCUUACCUAUUGAAUGACCACAUACAGAUAUCAGAAAACCAGACCUUCUACAAACGCCACAUAUUAAAGAUUAUUUUAAGAGUCCCUGCUUUCUGCUUUUUUGCAGGGAUCUUUUCUUUCAUAUUUUUCCCGCUGUCAUACGUUCUCCUUGCCCUGGUCAUCUUCCUUCCUUACAUAACCCAGUCCUUAAAAUGGUGUGGAAACAAGAUUGUUGGUCGUCAAGAGGAGCUUCCUGAGAGCAUGUUGCUCUACUCAUACCACCCAAGUGAGCCUCUCAGCAAAGAGCGGGUUGAAGCCUUUACAGAUGGGGUAUAUGCUAUUGUAGCCACACUUUUAAUUUUGGAUAUAUGCGAGGGCAAUGUUCCUGAUCGUAACGAGGUGAAGGAGAAGUAUCAAGGCAGUCUGAUUGCAGCUCUCAGCGAGUUUGGCCCCGAGUUCCUGGCUUACUUUGGCUCUUUUGUGACUGUGGGGCUCCUCUGGUUUGUUCAUCAUUCACUGUUUUUGCACGUAACCAAGGCGACAAGGUUCAUGGGCCUACUCAAUACGUUUUCACUGGCGUGUGUCGGGGGCCUUCCUUUGGCCUAUCAGCUUACUCACGAGUUCACAAAAAACUCACGCAACGAACUGGAGGCCAUCCAGAUCAGCUGCGUCAUCAUCUUUUUCGCUGGCAUCUUCCAGCUCGCCAUUUGGGUCACUGCCCUCUUCAAUGAAAGGGAAACUCUGCAUCCAUACGUGAGGUACGGGGGCAGAGAACAUGCUUUCAUGUUUGCCAAGCUUGCCCUGUACCCCUCCGUCACGCUCACCACUUUCUUCCUCACUUGCAUUUUGAGUAAGUUCAGUGCCCAGAUUUUCCAUCUCAUGCAAAUCAUUGUGCCGUUUGCUUUCCUAGCCCUUCGUGUUCUUGUCAGCGUUGCCUUGUCACUUUUAAAGUUAGUGUUUCGUCCGGCCAAACCGAUGCACAAUGCAUUAGAGGAAGAUGAAAGUCGUUUGCCGUUCAAUGAUGUCGUGUCUUAGCCUAGAUUUUAAUAGAAUUACAAGAAAAAAAAUCUGUUGGGUUGGUUGCCUUUAUUUUUCAACUUCGUUUUGAAAUGGCUCUACCUUUUAUGGUAAUUGAAACCAUUAGUGCAAGUACUUCAAUAGUGACCAUAAAUAUUGCUUGAAGGAGUUUGAUACUAUGACUCAUGAAGCAUCAGUUCUAUCAUUUAGGUAAAAGUAAAAUAUUUCAUGAGACGAGAAUGGACAGGUUGUGAAACGCUGCAUUACCUUCGCCCCCCUCUACUUUCUGUUGUGUCAGAGAGAGGCUUUUAACUGUUCGUUCUUUGGCUUUAACAAAUGGACAUUAUGAAUGAACUCCAUUCUCAAGAAUGAAGUUCAUUCAUAUUAAGGUACAUAUAAAUGUUACUUUUGCUUUUAAAGAAAAGCCUACUGUAAUUAGCCCAUCCAGGAAAGCACAGUCACUUUAAGCUAAUGCAACUGAAACUCACCUAUAACUUACGUACAACUCACCUCAUCCAAAUAGUCUUUCCAAUACCUUUUUAUCUGUUUCAUUACACAAUUAAUUGCUAGCUGACAGAAAAGCUUACCUAAGUCAGUUUGCUCUAGUCUAGAGGAAAGUGCCAAGACCUGUUACUUGGAGCACAUUGCUUAAUUCGGGAGAUUUAUAGCAAUAAAUAGUGCCCACUUUAUUACACUGUAAGUUUAGAGCCAGUUCAACAGUAAAUGCUGCAGUAGGAUUUUAUCCAAUUAAAAAAAAUAUAUAUAAAAAAUAAUCUGGAAACAUUCUUCAUUUAUUUUGUUGUUGAUCGUUUUUAUAAAUGCUUUUAUUUUAAAUUCUAUGAUAAUUUGUAAGUGCAUUUUUAUAUUAUUGUGCUAAGCACAAAGAGUUUGUCAACUGCUAAUGGGCCUGCCAGUAGAAAACGGUCCAUAAAAUGGACUCUUUGUUGUUUAUAAUUCAUUGGAUUAUUAUCCUGAGAUCCCUUCCUGCUGAAUGUUGUUUUUCAUUCAUGUUCAAUAAGGGUUAAUGAUUUCUGUAACAUGUUUUAUGAUUGUAAUGUAUUUUUGUCAAUCAUCUUUUUUUUUUUUUUUUUUAUUGUUGCAUUAAAUGCGUAAUGCAGAUUUAUCCCAUUAGAUGGCACUGUUGUGUAAGCAUUCUGUUACAACUUGUUUAACCAGUAUAAUUAGGCUGUGUAUAGCAAGCGAAGGACUGGUUCCUGUUUUUCAGUUACUAUACCUAGUACCAGGCUUGCAGUGUCAUUGGCAGAACUGUGCAUGUAAAAAAAUGUUUAACCUUGUAGACUGCUGGCGAGUACACUGACUGCCACCCUACAGAGCUAGUACACUGACUGCCACCCUGCAGAGCUGACUGCCACCCUGCAGAGCUAGUACACUGACUGCCACCCUGCAGAGCUGACUGCCACCCUACAGAGCUAGUACACUGACUGCCACCCUAGAGAGCUAUCUCCCUCUGUCACGCAAAUUGAUCAGUGAGCCACUGACACUGGCCUGUAUUGCUGUUGGGUAUUUGAAGGCAUUUAGACCCUGGUAUCUACAUGCUGUUAUAAAUAUGAUACAGGAAGCCAACAUAAGUGCACCUUCCAGUUACCUGUGCUAUACAGCUCCUCUUUUUCAUAUGUAUAAAUAGUCCUGGUUCCAUUUUCAAAAUACCUCACUGGAUAGCAGCCAUUUAGGAAGUCAUGAUUGGGGAAGCCUAUGUCUUAUGUUAACUUUUGGGCUAAUGAAGCUUCUUAUUGUUGUUUUGCUUUCGUGUAUAAUUACAGUGAGUUGCUUUUUACAGUGGUCGACACACUUUCAUUCCAGGUUCCCAGUCAAGUCCCAGUUUUAGCUGUCAGAAUGUCCUAGUGCUAGUUAAUAAAAUACUUUUUAUUAGCAUGUAAUUAUAUCUUUAUUGAUAUGAUGGUUGGCAGCAUUGAUGUUCACAGGGCACACUCCAAUACCUACACUGCAACUCUACUAUUUAUAGGCAAACUGUAUACAAGCUUGGGUAGUGAGCGGAACUGUGCUCGUAUAAAAACUGAGCUGUUCCAAAACCUGAAACUGCAAAAUGGAAGUUUUUAUUUUGUUUGUUUGUUUGGGUCUGAAUAAAACUGAAUAACUGCU